This is a messenger RNA of Emiliania huxleyi CCMP1516, 1786 nucleotides long. RefSeq lists its product as hypothetical. NCBI's taxonomy places the organism in Eukaryota, Haptophyta, Isochrysidales, Noelaerhabdaceae. The record is from RefSeq and is a predicted model, not a curated record. Bases 104 to 1786 code for a protein of 560 amino acids. The transcript is spliced from 4 exons.
CCGAUUCAGCAGGCCUGGGUGCGAGCUCUCAUCGCGCUCGUGCCGUCGCGCCUCGAGCACGACUCGCACGGCAGGGUGGCAGCGGCCGACGCUGCAGGGGCCCAUGAUGCAAUCCGACCCUCCACCGAUCGCGGGCAGCGUCCAAGUCGGCUCCGAGCUGUGGCGCUCGCUCGGCCAGAUCCACACGCGCGCUAACGCCCACCGCGAGCAGUUGGAGAAUGCCAUGUCAGCGGGCGCCUCAUGCAUCACCUUCGAGCUCGCGCGACCGGCCAAACUCGGUGCAAGCGACGGCGCGGGCGACAUGCUCUGCGUGUUCACCGACACGGCAAUCGACCUCUCCGUGGCCCUUGAUAUUGGCCACUCCAAAGAAAAGGACGCGGCUGCACCGGUUGUGCGCAACAAGGGCGCGCUCAACAACUUUGGCAUCGGCCUCAAGGUGUUUCAAGCGUCGCUCGGCCUCCAGACGCAGGUCACCAUCUUCACCUACCAGCGCUUCGCGGACGGCGGCGAGGUCCUGGUCGCGGCGCGCAUGGGCAGCGCCAUCGACGCGCACUUUGCUGCCCUCUCCAAGGGCAAGGUCGUGCACAUGGGGCGCAUCAUCGUCAGGCUGCUGAAGGCCGCAAACGGCGAGCUCUCCUUCGACUGGGGCGCCGCGGCCGACGAGGCAAAGGCGGCCGAGAACAAGGCGGCCAUGCUCGGUGCGCACUCGCCGUGGGCCUCGGAGGCGGCGGCGCUGCGUCCGAUGCGCCAGCUGAUGCAGCUGGUGCGCGAGCAGCAAAAGUCGCGCGGCACGCUCUUCGUCUAUCACACCGACGGCUCGGUGGAGGCCGAGGACGACGCCGCCGCCGACGAUCUCGAGGAGGACGGCACCUGGAAGGACGUCGCGCGCUGCAUCGAGAGGUCGUACAUAGCGGACGACGUGGGCGCCCUCCACGCGCUCGCUGCGGCGGAGGGCGCGCCGCUGCCGGCCGCACCGGCGAUGCCGCGCGUGAGCGUGCAGGGCCUCGUGCUGAGCUUUGCGGAGCACGCGUGGUGCGCCGAGCAGCGGCGCGACGGUGCCGCUGUCGGUGCCUUCUUCCCCAUCCGCGUGCAGGGCGUCGACACGCCAAUCGCGUUCGCGCGCUGCGUGCAUAUGGAUCUGCGCAACGAGGAGCGCCGCCAGCGCGGCUCGACGACGGCCCCGCGGCUGUGGCUGCACAAGCAGCUGCGCGACGGCGCCUUCUUCGUCUUGCACGGGCGCAAGGUCGUCAACGACGAGGCGAGUGCCAUGUGGCACGGCGGCUGCUUCGAGGAGGCGACCUCCAAGUUCGAUCCUUUCCUCAAGCUGGCCAUCCACGGCGGGCAGGGCGAGAUGAACUACGCCAAGUACGGGCUGCUGAAGGAGUACUGGGCGGCGGGCUGCGACGAGGCGGCGGCCGCCCCGCUCCCGCCCGAGCUGCAGUACGCGAACGCCAAGAAGUGGAAGCCAAAGGCGUCGCACCUGUGGCCAAAGGUUGGCGCGGGCGUGCUCGCGCUGGUGCACCUCUCGCCCGAGUUCUUCGAACUCGACCCGUCCAAGACGCGCGUGCUGCGGCGCGACGGCGGUGAGGCCACGACCAACCUCACGCUGGGAAGCCUCCCAGCGCACGCCGACGCGCACGACGCGAUCCAAUUCCGCAAGGCGGCCAAGGCGGCCUACCGCGAGCAGAACGACGCCAUCUGUCGCAGCAAGCUCUCGGGCGACAUGUUGCUCGAGCUGCAGGCGUACCGCAAGGCGUUUGAGGCACUCGACCGCGUGCUCAAGUAG